AUGGACAAAGGCAGGCCCAUGAUGGACGAGCUCGCGGGGCCCGUGUGCUGGCGGGGCACCACCCCCAGGGGUGCUGGAAGGCCGCUUAGCAACCAGAGCCCCCGCAAGCCCUCAGCCAAAACUCGCUCCCAGGCGAGUGUUUGGGGCCUGGGUGGACCUGACGGGCAGGCCUCAGGGGGCAGUGCUGGGGCUGAGGGUGACCCUCGUGGAGCAGUUGGAACCUUGUCCACAGCUGAGCUGGCUCUCCUGGUGGCCAAGGGGCCUUUGAAGGUCCAUCCUGGGCCUGCUGGACAAAGACUCGCUGGACAAGUUUCCGGGGUGUGCUCAGUUGCAGGGGCUGACAGGUUCGCUGGUGUUGGGAGCACUUGGUGCCUGGUCUAUAACCCCCUUGCACACUACGGCCACCGCCGGGCCCGGGAGCAGAUAGUCUUCGUGCUCAGUACCCCCCGGUCUUCCUCCUGGUCCGUGGAGAGUCCGGAGCCCCCCAGGCACCCCGAGCCGUCAGACUGUACAAAGCUGUGCCCAGGAGCAGGCAGCGUGGGCCUGGCUCCUGACGCCCCUCACCUCCCUGGGACCCGCGUCCCCAAGCCUCACAGCUUUGGUCUCCGCCAGGGGUCUGCGCUUGUCCUGGACCUGCUGCCCGUGACCCCGGCACCUUCCUGCCAGAACGACCCGUCUACACCGCGUGUCCUGGUGAGCCUGGGCCUCACCCUCCUUGUGUGGCUCAAUGCCCACUGCUCUCAUCCCCAGGCCGAGGGCUUCUCCCAGGGAGGGUUGGAUGACAGCAGGGCCGACCUAUGGGCCAGUGCCAACACUUCCCUCCUGCAAGGAUUCUGGUGCCAGCCGGCCAGGCAGCUGUCCCGGGACCAGCUUUCAGCUCUGAUCAGGAGGAUGGCGUCACAGCAGGUCUUCCUCAGAGCCUGGCAGCUCAGCUGCCUGGCCAACCUAGCCGCCCGGCACGGCCUCCAGGGGGACUUCUCACUGCACCCCGCCGACCUGCUGCUCUUCUACAACCUGACGCAGGUGAGGGAAGCCAACUGCCGGGCCUUCAUCCGCCGCGCUGCCCAGGGGCACACAGAGCUGCUGGCCAACCUGCCCGACCAGAGGGCCGCCUUGGGGCACGCAGCCUUGGCCUGCCUGGGAGGGCACCGCCCUCGGCUCAGCGCCUCCGACCUGCUGCUCCUUGGGAUCCUGGUGUGCGACAUGGACACGUCCAGCAUCAUGGCCUCGGACCCUCGUGUGCUGCAGAACCUGCGGCGCUGCGCCCGGCUGACCGCUGCCCAGCAAGCCGCCCUCAACACACUGCUGGCCAGUGGGAGGACCACGCUUGGGCCCCCUGGUUCCUGGAACCUGGAAGGGCUGCAGGCUCUGGGACCCCUGGCCACUUACGUCAGCCCCGGCCUGUGGGUGCAGGUGCAGGAGGCCGUGGGCCUGGGCUUCUUCAGCAGCAUGGUGGCUGCGUGCCGGGCAGGGCAGCUCAGCCAGCGUGAUGCCAGGCGCUUCGUCACCCGCUUCCUUGAGGCCGAGGCCAAGUCGGUGUCCUCGAGGCCCAAGCGGGGAACAGGGAGACACUGCGUCCGCGGUGACAUCACGGCGGCCACGCUGCAGGACGACCUCUUCCUGGUGCGCUAUGACUGCUCGCAGCUCGAGUCCUGCCUGGGCAGCCACGUGCUCAGGGCCAACCUGGACCCCCUGCUGCAGCAUCCACUGCCCGCCGAGUGCCAGCGCGUGGUCAAGGCCAAGCUGGCCAGGAUCUACCCAGGUGGCGUCCCCGAGGAGCAGCUCCGGCGCAUCACCUCGCUGGUCUACCUCUACUCGCGCGCGGAGAUCGGCCAGUGGAACAUCACAUCCAGAGAGACGGUUGUGGCCCUGCUAGCCUCGGACGUGGCCCUGGAGAACCAGACUGAGGCUGUCCUGCAGAAGUUCCUGGACCACAACGGCACUGUCACCAGCACCCUGCUGGUGGCCAUCGGGGGCUCCCGUCUCUGCUGGAUGAGCCCCCCACAGAUCCAGGCCAUCCGGCCCUCGGAGUUCCGGCUGGCCGGGGCCCUGGACAUCUCCUCCUGCCCUCAGAGCCGGAAGGAUGUGCUCUACGCCAAGGCCCGCGAGGCCUUUGGCAGCACGAGGACCACGGCCGCCUACUACCACCUCAUGCGCCCUUACCUUGGCGGUGCCCCCGUGGAGGAGCUGCGGCACCUGGCCCAGGAAAACGUCUCCAUGGACAUCGACACUUUCACCAACCUGAACCCCCGCGUGCUGCAGAGCCUGAGUGUUGGCAAUGUGACGACACUGUUGGGCCAGAACGUGGGGGACCUGCAGAAGGCACGCAGCCACCCCACCAUCAGCUCCUGGCUCCGCAGCCUCAACAGGUCAGCCCUCAGUGAGCUGGGCCUGGACGCAGACCCCGUCGGCCCCACCGGCCCAGCCCACCUGACCACUGGGUCCCCUAACACCACCCCCUGGACACCCCAUCUAGCCCCCACUUCAGGCCAACCCGGGAAUGACGCCCCCACCUCAGGCAGCCCACCAGCCCAUGUGGGGUACGUGCCACUUGCUGUGGCCCUGCCCUCCAGCCUCCUGUGGCUGCUGUAUCGGGGCACCUGCACCGUGGCCUCCAAAGACGGCACUGCGCUGGCACCACAUGCAGGAAAAUUGGGGCUGGUAGGCAGAGCUGGACGCCUGCCCCAUGUCCCACAUCCUGGGGGCCUGCAAGGCUGGUCCCCACCCACACCCAGCUCCCAGGACCUGGAGCUGGACUGA
Diceros bicornis minor is the source of this 2760-nucleotide messenger RNA. RefSeq names its product mesothelin-like protein. The record is from RefSeq and is a predicted model, not a curated record. NCBI's taxonomy places the organism in Eukaryota, Metazoa, Chordata, Mammalia, Perissodactyla, Rhinocerotidae. Gene Ontology annotation, cellular component: cell surface. The transcript is spliced from 20 exons. Gene Ontology annotation, biological process: cell-matrix adhesion. The coding region runs from base 1 to 2760 and encodes 919 amino acids.